UCGGUACUGGCCCUGCGACUGGUGUCCCUCUCCCUUCGUCGAGUACAGCGUCUCCGCCGUUCUGUCCACAUGUAUUCCCAACGUUCGUUCCAUCACUUACAUGACACUCCGGCGGCUUCGCACACGUGUAGAAGUAUUAUGGCCUAUUUGCACAGCAAGUUCUCCUGAUAAAGGAACAAAUGUUCGAAAGCCAGCCACGGCUUGCCGGAGCUUUCUUUCUCCGUCCUUGAGCUCGUCUCUACUCGGACCUCGCGCCUCUUUAUCAACUCACGACUCGGAGACCUCUCGAGGGAUCCCCAGGACUUGUCACGCACAGCUCGCUCUCCGCCAUACGUCUAUCACCAUACCGUCUACUCUGAGAGCCGUUACCACUACAUCCUUGUCGCCCUCGAAUUCCGCUAGCGUCAGGAUGGCCCAACCCUCGUCUUCGGCUCGAGAUAGGGAGCGGGAACGCAGCAGUUCCUCCCGUAGUCGUCGCCAUCGCACCAUCUCUUCGACCACUUUGCUUCUAGUUCUCUCGCUCGUACUCGCGGUGCUCGCGGUUAUGCUAUCCCUACCAUCAACUCAAGCCGCCCGAGAAGGAGCGCCCGCAGGCGAACCGAACGGUCAAGGCCUAUGGAAUUAUUUGACGCCAAAACGCACCCAAGCGCUGCUUGCCCGCGAGAGCAACAUCGCCGUGCGCGAAGCUGAGGUCGCGCGUCGGGAGGCUGAGCUACUCGCCGGUGCUCCUGGCGGCGUCAUACCAGCUUGUUCUCCCUGUCCCACGGUUGUGGAGAGAGUUACAGAACUUCCUCCACCCGUUCAGACGAUCGUGAAAGAGGUUGUAAAGGAGGAGGCGCUUACACCUCCUGGAUGGUGGGAUCAGGCGCGGGUUCGUGCGGAGGACAUCUUGGACCGCGAGCUCAAGAUCGCCGAGCGCGAGCGCGAGAUCGGUAGACGUGAGGAGGCGGUGAACCGUCGCGAGCAUGACGCAUCGAGACGUGAGGCUUGGAUCAUGGAGCAACUCGUCGCUCUGAACAGCGAAGAUUCGGUUAUAGAGGAAGAGUACAUUUACGAACCCGCAGGUGCCAGAAGGAAACCCAAGGUACCCCCGCCUCCACCUGUGCAGCGCCGUGCCGAGCUCUGAGACG
Messenger RNA from Laetiporus sulphureus 93-53, 1130 nucleotides. RefSeq lists its product as uncharacterized. The coding region runs from base 410 to 1126 and encodes 238 amino acids. The record is from RefSeq and is a predicted model, not a curated record. The transcript has 2 exons. NCBI's taxonomy places the organism in Eukaryota, Fungi, Basidiomycota, Agaricomycetes, Polyporales, Laetiporaceae.